AUGUGGACACAAAAAUCUAUAUUGAUGAAUUUUGAUGAAAUAGAAUGUCUAACUAUUCAUAGUUAUGAUGAUGCCAUAAAAGAGAGAAAGGAAGAAAGAUCAAUGAAUGGUGUCCAGCUCAUUGGAAUAGAAGAAAGACAAUUGCAUUCAAUGCAGGACUAUUUGGAAGGAUUAAAGAUGAUUACUUCAAUUAAUAAAGAUGUUGAUGCUCAUGAUUUAGAUUCCUUUAAGGAAGCAUUCCAAAAGUCCAAAAGAUAUCCUUACACUAUGAGUGACUUAGAAUAUUUAUCUGAAAAAACUAGUUUGUUUUUAUUAAACUAUUUUCAACAGAUAUAUAAAAACCUUGGUCUUCUUGGUGGUUCUGUCAAAAUAGGAGAAAAGAGAAAACGAAAAUCAAAAAUUAAUCAAUAUAAACUUGCAUCUCUUGAACUAGAAGUAGAUUUAAUGUGUCUUCCCAUUGGUUUUAGCACAGGAUCUCCCCCCAAAAUGAGAUUAGAAAAAGGAAAAGAGGAACUUACAGAAGAAGAUAUAGAAAAUCCAAAUGCUGAAGAGGGUGACGAAGAGGAGCAAGAUGAGGUAGAAUUGAACAUUAAUAAUCAAGAAAGAAUGUCUAUUGAAUUUCAUAAUGCUUUAAAUAAUAUAAAAGAAUGUUCAUUGACUCUUUUAUUUCAUAUUUUAAAUUUGUACAUGUUAUUACAACAUUUUAAACCUCCUAUUAUUGUAAACUUUACUUAUAAUACUGCCAUGGGAAAACCUUUGAUCAGGUUUGAUCAGGGUAUGGGAUAUGAUAAAGAAGCUUGA
Entrophospora sp. SA101 is the source of this 801-nucleotide messenger RNA. Lineage: Eukaryota; Fungi; Glomeromycota; Glomeromycetes; Entrophosporales; Entrophosporaceae. The record is from the annotation of a GenBank genome assembly.